Daphnia magna is the source of this 2775-nucleotide messenger RNA. RefSeq names its product RNA-binding protein 25. Gene Ontology annotation, molecular function: mRNA binding. Gene Ontology annotation, cellular component: spliceosomal complex. Bases 174 to 2681 code for a protein of 835 amino acids. The transcript has 14 exons. The record is from RefSeq and is a predicted model, not a curated record. Lineage: Eukaryota; Metazoa; Arthropoda; Branchiopoda; Diplostraca; Daphniidae. Gene Ontology annotation, biological process: regulation of alternative mRNA splicing, via spliceosome; mRNA processing.
AAUAUUAAGGGACGGCAAUUGAAUUGUUUUUUGUUAUUUUAGAGAAGCCUAGUGAGAAAAAAUUACUGGUGGAGCGCUUAAAUUUCAUUUUACAUGAAUACUACAAUUCCUUGAGCCUAGCUGUUUUACACUGGUGUUUACCCAUUUGACAUUAUUUUGGGAUUAAAGUUAGCAUGUCCUACCCACCUCGUCCACCCGGAAUGACCGGGAUGAACACCAUGACGCCUGGCCCAAUGCCGGUACCUCCGUACAUGACAGGUUACAUUCAAAAUAGACCCAUGAUGCCCGCUGGAAUGCCACCGGGAGGUAUGAUGAUGGGGUACCCUCCUAUGGGACAUCCUUCACAGAUGCCUGGACAGAUGCCUGGACAGAUGCAGCCCCAGAUGCAACCACCCCAGAUGCAGCAGCCUCAGAUGUCUCAAGGUCCGAGGACACAAAAUCAAAUGCCACCUGGUUCCAUGCAGCAGUCUCCCACUGUUAUUUCUAGAGGUCCGAGGCCAGCCAAUGAAGGUGUUGGUCCAUCAGUCACCGUCUUCGUUGGGAACAUCACUGAUCGUGCUCCUGAUAACAUGAUGAGGCAGAUUCUUCAACAUUGUGGUGCUGUCGUGAGUUGGAAAAGAGUUCAAGGGGCAUCUGGUGUUCUUCAAGCCUUUGGCUUCUGUGAAUUUAGCAAUCCAGAUGCUGCUUUAAGAGCGAUUCGCUUGCUACAUGAAUUGGAAAUCGGUGAAAAGAAACUAGUAGUAAAAGUUGAUGCCAAAACGAAAUUAAUCCUGGACACUUACAAAGCCGACAAAAUAAAAUCUGCCGGUGGAGGUACGAGUAGUGGCGAUGACGAAUUCCUUACACAAGAACAACGAGUUCAAGACAAAUGGGUAAAAGAACGAAUAGGUCAGACUCUUAAGGACUACGAGUCGGAAAUGCAAGCUAAUCAAGCCAGAGCCGAAGAAAAAGAAAGAAGAGAACAAGACAAGGAGAAAGCAAGGGCGGCUAAAAAAGAGGAAGCCAACAGUGUGGAUUUGAACAAAUUCGAAACCGAAAUCGAAGAAGGAAAAAAAGAUUUGAUUACCCGAGAAAUAGGAAAGUUUCGGGAAAUUGCCAAAAAGCAGGAUGAAGAAAAAGAAGCCGAACGCAAAAAGAGGAAAGAAAAAGAGCGUGAACGCGAGCGGCGGGAUCGAGAAAGGGACAGAGAACGAGAUAGGCCCAGUGGCCGGGACCGUGGGGGUGGUGAUCGAGGUGAUCGUGACCGCGAUAGAAUGUCGGAACGAGACAGGAAUCGCGAGCGAGACAGAAGACGGGAAAAGGAGAAUGAGAACCACCGGCGGUCACGAACACCGCCUCCCAGAUCACGCACUCCACCUGGCCCACCAGCCCAGCCGAGCACACCGCCACGAAGAAGUAGAUCUAGGGAUAGAACCGAAAUAGAGGCUCGCCCACCGCGACGAACCGAAAAGGACUAUUUACGGGAAAAGGAGGAGGAAGAAGAAGCCCUGGAGAGGAAGAAAGCCGAGAAAAAGGCACGAGAAAAAGAAGUUGCUUAUCAGGAACGAUUACGUCACUGGGAGAGCCGAGAACGGAAGAAACUUCGUGAUUAUGACAAACUCGAGCUUAAGGAAAAAGAACGGGUCGAAGAACAGCAAAAACAAGCUGUUUGGCUCAAACAGUUCCUCGAAGACUAUGACGACGAAAGAGAUGACGCUAAAUAUUACAAAGGUCGUGAGAUGGAGAGGAGACGAGCCGAACGGGAGAGGGAAAUAGAAUCAGAUGCCCGUGACCGUCAAAAGGAGAAAGAAGAACUUGAAGAGCUCAAAACGAAGAUUUUCUCUGAAGGCCAUUCGGAUCCUACGGCAACUCUCAAGCAGGCUCUUUACGAGAGAGAACAGCAAUACAAGCCACAGAUACUCGUACCAGCACCUCCCGUCAGCGAUGCCCCCCGUUCCUUCUCUCCCAUGGACGUAUCUUUACCAUCACAACCAUCGGACGUGGAAGAUUUCCCAUUGAUGAAGGAAGUUAAUUCCACUACGCCCGUCUCCUCAGCUCCUUCCACGCCAACUGGACCAGAACCAAAAACAAUUAGUUCUAGUGUCGCGAGUAGUGUCAUUGCCAUGGAAGAGGACUCCAUGUCAACAACGAAUUCCUUGAGUCCUGUCCCAACUGAAAGCGACAGUAAGCAAGGGUCUCAGGGACCGAGUUUAGUAUUUAAUAAGCGUAAGAAGUUGGAGAUCAAAGCCGUAUUCAAUGCGGAUGAAGAUGAUACCGACACGACCAAGAAAAAACGGAAACUUGUACCUCUUGACUAUGGUGAUGAACUUGCUAAAAAAGAAAAAGAACCUAAGAAUACGGAAGAAAAAAGAAAAAAUAUCAAGAGUCUAAUUGAGAAAAUUCCUACGGAUAAAGCGUCUCUCUUUGCUCACCCUGUGGAAUGGAGCUUAGUAGAUAAUGUUAUAAUGGAGCGACGCAUUAAGCCUUGGGUGAAUAAGAAGAUCGUGGAAUACAUCGGGGAGCCCGAACCUACCUUAGUUGAAUUUAUUUGUUCCAAAGUAUUGAUAGGAAGCCAACCCCAAAAUAUCAUCAAUGAUGUUCAGAUGGUGCUUGAUGAGGAGGCAGAGGUAUUUGUUGUCAAGAUGUGGCGAUUAUUGAUCUAUGAAUUAGAAGCAAAGAAAUUGGGUCUCAUGACUAAAUAAACAAGGGUGAUUGUAUUGGGUCUCUAUUUUGCAAUUGGUUGUUGUUACAUUCACCCACAUAUGUACGACUGAUUACAAAGCGAUUUGACAAACA